Engraulis encrasicolus (European anchovy) is the source of this 1424-nucleotide messenger RNA. Its product is annotated as transcription factor Spi-B. Gene Ontology annotation, cellular component: nucleus. Gene Ontology annotation, molecular function: sequence-specific DNA binding; DNA-binding transcription factor activity, RNA polymerase II-specific. The transcript has 6 exons. The record is from RefSeq and is a predicted model, not a curated record. NCBI's taxonomy places the organism in Eukaryota, Metazoa, Chordata, Actinopteri, Clupeiformes, Engraulidae. The coding region runs from base 122 to 946 and encodes 274 amino acids. Gene Ontology annotation, biological process: cell differentiation; regulation of transcription by RNA polymerase II.
GCUCUGUCUCUCUAACUUGUCUGACAACAAAUAGGAUUCUACAGCAGCCUUGUUCCACUUACUGCUACUCCAUCAAGGGACAACACUGUAGAGUCACAGCAGAAGACUGCCCCUUUUUCCAAUGAUGUUGGCAGCCCUAGAAACUAGGUGCUAUAUCCAUGACUAUGGUCAUCACGAGAUGCCCCCUUCUCCUGAGAGAGUGGAGGUGGACCUGGACGUGAUAGAGGAGUACCUGCAGGAGCACUCCAUGGAAGUGGCACCUGGCACCUGUGUGCACAGCAGUAGCAAUGAGGAGACACGCACGGGGACUGAGACAGACAGCAGCUGGGUUGCACACACAUAUGCACGCGAGUGGCACUACGCCUGGAGUGGCGGAGGAGGUGGAGGUGGAGGGGCCAACCACUGUGCUGAGGAACUGUGCUAUGAAGAACCACAAUACCCACAAUCCCACUGGUACCUGCCCCCUGCCGCCAACAGCCAAUGGAUGCAUGACCAGUGCACAGGAGCUGGCUACAGUGACUCUGACUCUCAGUCCAGUAUCUCAGGCUACCCCGAGUGCCCUCCAUCUCCAGGCUCAGACAGGGCAGGCCAACACGACUGCGACCCUCUGCCCCUGGCUUCCUUGUCAGGCAAGAGGAAGGAGCGGCUGUUCCAGUUUCUGUACGAGAUGCUGGAGAACCCGGAGAUGCGCAGCUGCAUCUGGUGGGUGCAGUCCACCAACGGAACCUUCCAGUUCUCUUCGCAGAACAAGGAGCAGCUGGCGCGGAUGUGGGGUCAGCGCAAGGGAAACCGCAAGACCAUGACCUACCAAAAGAUGGCGCGCGCCCUGCGAAACUACUCACGCACCGGCGAGAUCCACAAGGUCAAGCGCAAACUGACCUAUCGUUUCACGGCCGACACACUCAAGGGGCUCCAGCAAGAGGCUCAGGCCACCACCAGCAGCUAGUUAGCUUGCUAGCUUGCGUCAGGUCAUUUGUCAUAGCCAGGCUUAGUUGAUACACAUGUGUAAUGGGCAUAAUGACUAACUUGCCAAGCAGAUAAAGUACUUGAAGUGGUGAAUAUUGUUACUGCCUGAGUGCCUGGUAAUUACAUACAUGGUGAAUACUGAGUAUUUGUGAAGAGUCGGGAGACUUGUUUAUUGCUAUAAAUGCAUCUUGUUUUAAUUUAAGAUGAUGAUUAUAUUAGAACUGUGUGAUUAGUGUGUCAUUUUUAUUGUAUAUGUUUUUUUUUACAUUUUUGGAUAAUAAUGGGAACAUUUUUCAUAAAUUAAUUCAUUUGUUUUAAUUCAAGACAUUGGUGGAAAAUCAAAAUGGUUGUUAAAAGUGUGUCCACUUACCCAGUUAUAAAUCUGAGGAUUUGCUAAUUCAUGCACUACUUUAUAAGUAGUUUCACUGAGUUGUUUUACAUCUGAGUGUUUGAACAUA